AUGAAGAAGCCCGAAUUUCCCGCCGCUGUUCGGCCUCGCCUUUUUUUCGUGCCCCAGGAUUCGCUCUGUUGCUCUCUCUUCCUCUCCACUUCCUGCUGGUCCGCUUCUCCUCUCCUCUCCUCUCUCCUCGCAUUGCGCUCUCCAAAAGUAUUCUUUUUAUUUUCUUCAAUCUCCCUUCCUCCUUUCGGUCCUCCCCAGCAUCCCUGCGCCAUGUCGUUCUGGAAAGAAGCGUGCCUGAACCUGCGUCAUGCCGUUCCCAAGGCCGGGAACAGCAUCGGUCGCACUCAGUCCAAACAAUUCCUCACCUCUUCCUACUCGACUCAGACACCCCGAGUGAUUGCCUCAAGCAGACUCUCCAUAAACGCCCGGAGGAACUUCCUGAGCCAACAGUCAUGGAUGGCUCGCCGCAGCUUUUCCGUCACGGCCGGUGCUCAACACGGCCAUAUCACGCCGCCAAAGCCCGGGGAGGAAAUCAAUGUGACUUUCAUCGACAAGGAUGGCGUGAAGAUUGAACUCCAGGUCUCCGAGGGCGACAACUUGCUAGAUAUCGCACAGGCAAACGAUAUCGAGAUGGAAGGUGCCUGUGGUGGCUCAUGCGCCUGCUCAACUUGCCAUGUGAUCGUCGAGGACCCGGACAUGUUUGAUAAGAUGGAAGAGCCGUCGGACGACGAGAACGACAUGCUGGAUCUGGCGUUCGGUCUGACGGAGACCUCCCGGUUGGGAUGUCAAGUGGCCAUGAGCAAGGACCUCGAUGGUCUCGUGGUCCGGCUCCCGUCGAUGACUCGAAACUUGCAGGCAAGCGACUUCGAGCCCAAGAAAUAA
Molecule: messenger RNA, 822 nt
Organism: Aspergillus luchuensis
Lineage: Eukaryota; Fungi; Ascomycota; Eurotiomycetes; Eurotiales; Aspergillaceae
Product: ferredoxin family 2Fe-2S iron-sulfur cluster binding protein
Exons: 3
Coding region: 1-822 (273 amino acids)
Biological process (GO): P450-containing electron transport chain; positive regulation of oxidoreductase activity
Cellular component (GO): mitochondrion
Molecular function (GO): 2 iron, 2 sulfur cluster binding
Source: RefSeq, a predicted model, not a curated record